AAUGUCAGAAUGAGAUUUUCUAGGAGCAAAUAUGAAUGCCCCCAUUACAACGAGUGGAUAUCCCCAACAAGGACGAAUUACGGGCGAAACACAUCAACUGUGAUCCCCAGAAAGCAAUUAUUGUAAGUACUAAUUAAAAUAAAUCUCUCUUUAUAAAUCAAACCUAUAUAAAUUAAAAGUAUUUCCAUAACGUUGUUUUCGUGAUUAGGUCCCAUUAUGUACAUCAAGAUACGAUAAACCAAGUAACACCAAGUGCCGGGUCAAAUUUCUUCGUUGAAUGAAAACAAGUAUUUUUUAAUCAUUAUUUCAGUUUUAAUGACAAUCUAUAUGUAUGAUUCGGAUAUAAUGAAAAUAAUGUUAACGUACAUGUAGGAUAAAUAUACAGGAAUAACAUACCCCUAAGUCAGUUCGGUUACUCACCACAAUUUUCACCGUAUACUAUGCUUGUUCGAAGUAGGGGUUUUCCAAAAUACAGUUGUGUUCAAAAGAUGUAUUAUGAUUAAUGGUCUAUUUAAAUGUAAAACUUAUACGGUACCAAUUUUGAUGCACCAGAUGCGCAUUUCGACAAAUAAUGUCUCUUCAGUGAUGCUCAAGCGAAAUGUUUGAAAUCCGAAAUAACUAUGAAGUUUUAGAUCUAAAUAUAGCCAAAAACAGCGUGCCAAACAAGUGGAGCCAAAUUCGUCCAAGGAUAAGAGCUAUGCAUGAGGGAGAUAAUCCUUAAUUUUUAAAUGAAUUUCUAAAUUUUAUAACAGCAAUUAAAUAUACAUCCGUAUUUUCAAGCUAGUAACGAAGUACUUAGCUACUGUGCUGUAGAGACCCUCGGGGACUAACAGUCCACCAGCAGAGACCUCGACCCAGGGGUCAUAAUGUAAAAGUUAUACGGUACCAAUUUUGAUGCACCAGAUGUGUAUUUCGACAAAUAAUGUCUCUUUAGUGAUGCUCAACCGAAAUGUUUGAAAUCCGAAAUAACUAUGAAGUUUUAGAUCUAAAUAUAGCCAAAAAACAGCGUGCCAAACAAGUGGAGCCAAAUGAUGCUUUUUAAAAUGCAAAACUAUUUUUAGAUUCAUGAACAACCAAGUCAUUUACAACAAUGUAGAUGCAAGUUUUAAAAUUCAGAUUCUCUCUCUCUCUCUCUCUCUCUCUCUCUCUCUCUCUCUCUCUCUCUCUCUCUCUCUCUCUCUGUGUGUGUGUGUGUGUGUACUGUGUUUAUGAAUGUAUAAUGCCUCAUGUAUUUUUGGUCUUCAAGAAACGGUACAUUGUAAAUGAUAAUUAUGAAAGAUGUAUUUCCUCAAUCUAGGGAGUUAUGGGUUUGUAGAAGAAACUCAGAUGGACUCCGAAGAGACUCAAUAUGCAGAUGACCCUGGCAUCCUCGAACUUGUAUGCCCUGAUACAUGCCCUACAGAGGAUUCGCAGGAGGUGAAUGAACCCCCUCUAAAGAGAGCCAGAGUUAAACCCCUGCAGGCAUCUCUAUCCCGAAGACAAAUGACAUCGAGUGAUGCCCAAGAAAACAUUAUCAAAAGGUUAAGAGAAAAGAGCAUGCCGGGAGUACAUCAGAGACUACUGAGCAGAAUAGAGGGCUCAGUGACACCUUGCAGAUACACCAAUGCCAGUUUUGUGGAACAGAUUCAAAAUGGACAAACGGCAGCUUGCACCUCUUCCCAGCCCCUUGCUGUACACCUUAUUGGAAAACAUGUAAAUAAUGUUGAUAUCCAACAUUUAAAUGGAUAUUCCUACAGAUGUCUUGGGGAAUCACCUAAGGUUAGCAGCUGUUGAAAACCAUGUGCUGUGCCCCAUAUGCCACAGUUUCUUGAUAUGCCUUCACACAUCUUUGUAAAUCUUUCAACUGAAGAGGAGAUUUUUGUUGCCAAUAAUCACAAUAUCAUUGGACAUAACAUCCACAAGAUUUCACACACGGAUAUGGUAAAAGUGUUUAGGAGUGUUAAACCCACCCUCAUUGAUGUGACCUCAAAGAGGUGCGAAGACACAAAAGAAUGGAGGGAAAAGUGCCAGCAGCAUCUCUCUCCUGGAAAGGAGAUAUCAAGCUACCAAUCCAUCUUUUGGAUCGCUUGUUCCAGUGAGGCGGUAUACAAGCAAUGCGUAUUGGUGUUUGGCCUCCAUGAACAAGGGGAGUUAAAGAACCAACAAAUCAAGAAAAACGAAUCCAUCUCUACUCCCUCCCUAAAUGUGACCACGCCCUGGAGAGCUUUAAUGACUCUACCAAAGGAGACGAUCCUGGAAAUGCUAGUAAAGGUCACCAAUUUAGAUUAUGAUUUGGAAGAAAUGACAAAGAGAUGUGAAAAGAGGUAUCCCCGGAGAGAGGCUGCGACAAUUCAUGGAGAACAAAGAAAAAAUCCAGGGCAGAAAUCAACACCCAUGAUUUUCCAGGAGGAUUCCCUGACAUUUUUGAAGGCUGGGAGAGAGGAAAGCACUGUCGACAUAACAAUUUUUAAUGAAGAAAUAUAUGAUUGGCAACCGUUACUCCGCGUAUGUGUGGAUCUUCCAUUUCUGAAGGAGGACCACACAUUCAUAAUUUCCACUUCAUGGAGCGGAGUCAGCGACACGAAAAAGGCCAUGGAACUAAUGUACCCCGACAAAGGCACAGCCGUUGUUGUAUAUUACAACAAAAAGAGUAACUGCAUCCAGCCCUUUGUGUGUCUUUCUUCUAGCAAGAGUAAGGUAAAAACUUUGACAACAUUGGUAGAAGGGCCCACAAAGACAGCCUUCUUUGGAAAGUUAUUUUCCCAGGUCAACAAAAAGGGAAAUACCCUGGUUCUGCACUGUGGAAAAGGGGAAGUCUUACAAUCAGGACUGAAGAAGGGCUUCAAUGUUGUUGGAGUAGAUGGCAGAAAUGACAUGAUCAGAUCCUGCAACAGAUUUCUUUAUUAGAUUAAAUUAUAAAAUAUUGAUUUGCAAACAAAAAGAAUUGAUUGAAACGUGU
Ostrea edulis (European flat oyster) is the source of this 2938-nucleotide messenger RNA. RefSeq lists its product as uncharacterized. The coding region runs from base 1795 to 2886 and encodes 363 amino acids. The record is from RefSeq and is a predicted model, not a curated record. Lineage: Eukaryota; Metazoa; Mollusca; Bivalvia; Ostreida; Ostreidae. The transcript has 12 exons.